AUGGAAAUCUGCGGUGACGUUGUCGAGAGCCUCGCAGUGACGCUCGUUAUCGAGGACGCGUCAGCGCUGUGCCACUUCCCAGAGGAAAUGUGCGAGCUGCAGGAGACACUGCUCCGUGUGGAGGAGUUCAACGCAGUACGGCUUAAGCUGAGCAGCAAUAUGGCCGACGCAGCAGCGAGCGUGAAGCCGCUGCUCAUCCGCGCGGAGGACUCGCGGUUGAUAUCUGACAUCAGCAACAUGCGGCGGUUUUACGCGCAGCUGUACGACCUCGACAAGGAGCUCAUUGCCGAGAACAUGAAGCGCUGUAACAACUACGCUGAGCUCAAGGUGUCGCUGAAGCAGGCCAACGCGUACAUCAUGAAAGCGGGAAGACUGCGCAUUGGGCAGUCUAAGACACGCCUCAUCGCAGAGUGUCGUGAGUGCGUCAAAGCGGGCGACAUACGGCCACUCAUCAACCUUAUCCGAACAGGCCAGAGGUGA
Molecule: messenger RNA, 480 nt
Organism: Trypanosoma grayi
Lineage: Eukaryota; Euglenozoa; Kinetoplastea; Trypanosomatida; Trypanosomatidae
Product: putative intergrin alpha chain protein
Exons: 1
Coding region: 1-480 (159 amino acids)
Biological process (GO): non-motile cilium assembly
Cellular component (GO): motile cilium; BBSome; ciliary basal body
Source: RefSeq, a predicted model, not a curated record